AUGGCUCUGUGGAAGAGAAAGCUGCAGAUCUCCACCAGACGUAAGAGGAAAGCUCCUCCUGAGGCAGAGAAGACAGAAGUGCUGAGUGAAGAUCUGCAGCAGGUGGAGAAGCGUCUGGAGCUGGUUAAGCAGGUGUCUCACAGCACUCAUAAGAAGUUGACGGCAUGUCUGCAGGGUCAGCAGGGUGUGGACGUGGACAAGCGGUCCGUCCGCUCGCCUUCAGUUGAAAUUCCCAACAUUCAGAAGCAAAGAAAACAUUUAGCCAAACUGGUACUGGACAUGGAUUCUGCUCGUACACGGUGGCACCAGUCGUCCAAAUCCUCAACUCUGACUAAUAAGGACACGCCUACCGGGGCCAAAGCCGACGCCCUCAGGGAGGAGAUGGAGGAGGCGGCCAAUCGCAUGGAGAUCUGUAGAGAUCAGCUCUCGGCGGACAUGUAUAGUUUCAUGGCCAAAGAAAUUGACUAUGCAAACUACUUCCAGACGCUGAUCGAGGUUCAGGCCGAGUACCACAAGAAGUCUUUGGAGCUGCUCCAGAACGUUCUGCCACAGAUUAAAGCGCAACAGGGUGAGAAUCAUGAAGAAUCGGAAAAAGAAGGAACUGAAUAA
Sinocyclocheilus rhinocerous is the source of this 609-nucleotide messenger RNA. RefSeq names its product rho GTPase-activating protein 44-like. Bases 1 to 609 code for a protein of 202 amino acids. Gene Ontology annotation, biological process: regulation of dendritic spine morphogenesis; neurotransmitter receptor transport, endosome to postsynaptic membrane; negative regulation of Rac protein signal transduction. Lineage: Eukaryota; Metazoa; Chordata; Actinopteri; Cypriniformes; Cyprinidae. Gene Ontology annotation, cellular component: presynaptic active zone; leading edge membrane; postsynaptic density. The record is from RefSeq and is a predicted model, not a curated record. The transcript is spliced from 7 exons. Gene Ontology annotation, molecular function: GTPase activator activity; protein binding.